AUGAGGCCAGAAGCUCAGCGGCAGAUAGGGUUUCAGUCCCUGGGUGCCUGCAAGCUGUUCAGCCCGGAAGAGCUCAAAUAUGGCAGGCAGCAUUGCGGAGACUUUGAGAACUGCUUUCUACGCAGACAAUGCAAAAAUAACUUUGAGUUCGUACACAGCAGAUCAAUUGCAGAUAGUACUGUAGUUCCUGCUAAUGGCAUAAUAAUGUUGACCACUACUGGAAAUACGCCAGAGAGCUGCAAAAAUCUUUCGUGUUACAAGAGUCCACAGUCGGAAAAUACAGUGAUACCAGUUUACCCUGCCGCAGCAACAAGCAAAGGAGACGUUUCUGCUGUGUGCUGUACGUGGCAGAAGAGCCACAGCGCUGAAGUGGGUGAGCCUCAAAGUAUGUAUGCUUCGGAUCAGACAGAAGUGAAUAACAACUGUGAAUAUCAAACCAGAGAUGCUGUUUCUCAUUCUGUUGGUGCACAUGAUAGCUUUAGUUCAAGUUUCAGCUUCAUACAACUCUCCCUGAACUCAUCCUCUGGAGUAAGUGAUGCUAAAGGGAAGUUAACCGUCGAGGAAGCUGAGUACGUUCCAGAUCCCAGCACUGCAGGAAAUCUGCAGAAGCCAGAGGAGAUGACACAGCCUCAUGAGCACUUGGGAGCUUUGCAUUGCUUCCCCAGGCCCAGGGAGGAUUCGGACUGUGAAAAUGAGACCACAGCAAUUGAUAAAGUACAGGACUGUGAGACGGUCUCUUUCUCGGAUACAGAUGCAACACUUUCAUAUUCUGCAGAUUUCUCAGAUGCAGCAUCUGCUGGUUCUUCUGUCACCUCAGGCUAUGAAAGUAGCUUUACUGUUAGUGACCAUAACUGGGAUACUUUGAUGAAAAAAUAUGAGCCAGUGCUACAGGACUGUCUGCUUGGCAACCGCAGUAUGCUAAAGGUGAAAUCCUUGAUCUUAAGGCUUCAGAAGCUUCAGGAAAAAGCAAUAGAGGAAGAUGACUAUGAGAGAG
Messenger RNA from Pterocles gutturalis (yellow-throated sandgrouse), 994 nucleotides. RefSeq lists its product as uncharacterized. The annotation marks the transcript as partial. The record is from RefSeq and is a predicted model, not a curated record. Gene Ontology annotation, cellular component: centrosome; intermediate filament cytoskeleton; mitochondrion. NCBI's taxonomy places the organism in Eukaryota, Metazoa, Chordata, Aves, Pterocliformes, Pteroclidae. Gene Ontology annotation, biological process: cilium assembly; neuron migration. The transcript has 2 exons.